This is a messenger RNA of Rana temporaria (common frog), 1686 nucleotides long. RefSeq names its product tumor protein p63-regulated gene 1-like protein. The transcript is spliced from 5 exons. Lineage: Eukaryota; Metazoa; Chordata; Amphibia; Anura; Ranidae. Bases 754 to 1530 code for a protein of 258 amino acids. The record is from RefSeq and is a predicted model, not a curated record. Gene Ontology annotation, cellular component: cytoplasm.
AGAGAGGGGGGAAGAGAGUGAUAGAGAGGGAAAGAGAGAGGGGGAGAGAGAUAGAGAGUGUGCAGAAAGGAGAAAGUAAAGAAAAGACAACGAGACGCAGAGACAGCCACUGUGCAAGAGAGAGAGGCUACCAGAUCAGAGACUACACCGUGCAUGAGACACACCUUGUACAGAGAGAAGAGACAGCUGGGUGUUAAGAAAAAUUAGAGCGAACCGCCAGCAAGAGACAUCUGAACUAAGACUGUAGGAGACUGACAGACGAGACAGACAGAACUCACAGCAGAGGAAGGAAAUACAGAACUGACAGCAGGAGACAGACAGAACUGACAGCAGGAGACAGACAGAACUGACAGCAGGAGACAGACAGAACUGACAGCAGGAGACAGACAGAACUGACAGCAGGAGACAGACAGAACUGACAGCAGGAGACAGACAGAACUGACAGCAGGAGACAGACAGAACUGACAGCAGGAGACAGACAGAACUGACAGCAGGAGACAGACAAGCAGAACUGACAGCAGGAGACAGACAGAACUGACAGCAGGAGACAGACAAGCAGAGAGAAACAACAAUUUAGAAGAAGGGAGAAGGUAGAAUCCCCGACACUGACAACAAGAUACAAUGUAGAUUUGACUUUUGGCAAAAAGUCCACUAAAGAAAAGACUAAGGCGGAUCUCGCAGAGGACGGACUGACCGAGCUCCUGUUGGAUUUCCGUCAGAGCCAACAAAGAGAAGAAGACCAGAAGACUCAUCAUGUCUUCGGAGAUUUCAUCGGCUGCUGACAGCGCAGACCCCCAAAUCCCUCCACACCCCAUGUACACCAAGGAGCCCCGAGCAUCUUUUACCCCUCAAAGUGUCGACCCCGAAACAAAGAAAAGCGCCCCCACCGAGGAGUACUUCAUAUUCAGGCCUUCGGUUGUCCAGCAGGCAGUGCAGAACCUUCGAGGGUCCCUCUCCGAAGAUGAGGACGGGCAAAUCCAAAGCUCCUGGAUCCUGGCACAGAUCAGCCAUUGGGGCACGGAGCGCGAAGUCCUCGCCUUCCUGUGCGAACGUUCCCUCCUCAUCUGUUACUACAACUUCCUAGAGAUGGGCAGCUGCCGUUUAUUCCGCAUCCCUCUGAACUUCAUUGACACCGUGAUAUGGGGACCUCUGACCUACCCCAAGAUGGCGCUAAACAAGAGGGAGGGGAAUGCUCUCCAGGUGAAAUGGGACAAGCUCCGAGCUCCUCCAUCUUUCCUCUCGUGGUGGAAUCCAUGGACAGAAGACCUUUCCUACGUCAACCUCGUCCAACACCCGGGAGUGACCGCCCAGGAGGACCUGAGAGACAUGUGCCAGCUGGAGCAAUUUAAGGAGAAGCUAUUGGAAAUGGUGAACGUGGCCCACCAGAGCAGCCCCCUCCCUGGGAGAGCCAAUGGCGCUCUCCUCCUCACCAGGCCGGUGCCGAUCGAUACGUCCAUCGGACUCGUGUCCUUCGUCAACAGCAAAGUCCAGUUGGGUUACGCCAAGCCAAGGUGGGGAUUCGGAUUUUGAAUGGUCACCAUGGAAAUACUCCAAGUGAGGGAUCCAGGAAGACAUCGAAGGGGAGGACAAACGUCAUCAGAUCGACAUCACUCAAUCAUCUACAUCACUCAAUCACCUACAUCACUCAAUCAUCGACAUCACUCAAUCAUCGACAUCACUCAAUCA